This is a messenger RNA of Alternaria burnsii, 3171 nucleotides long. RefSeq lists its product as uncharacterized. Lineage: Eukaryota; Fungi; Ascomycota; Dothideomycetes; Pleosporales; Pleosporaceae. The record is from RefSeq and is a predicted model, not a curated record. The transcript has a single exon. Bases 1 to 3171 code for a protein of 1056 amino acids.
AUGAGCUGCGAAAUGAAGGACGGCGGGUCUUAUGAUCACACGCAGGACAAUGACGAACUCUACGAUGAUCCGGUCAAGCAAGAUGAGCCAAUCACUGAUACAGGCGACGUCGGAGAUUGCAUGAUCGAUAUCAGCAGCUCCAGUCAUCAAAAGGAAACAGUAAAGAUGAAGAACGAUCUACAAGAUCCGAUAACAACCCUAGGGUCAAACAUGUUUGCGCAGAUUGCAGAGCUCUCUCAAUACAAAUUCGAGCGCGCGAAGGCUCGGCAAUGGGCGACGAGGGACAUCUGCUUCUUGGUCUAUGAUGACUCAGAUGUCAAAAUCGAUGGAUUUGACAGCGACGAUGAGGAAGCGCAACAGGAAUACGCACUACAGAUGAGCUUAGGAGACAGCGGUACCGCAGCAUCAGAAGGACCAGACAAGGCCCAGCGCUCAGAAUACGCCAACGACUCAUGGAAAGCCAAGUGCCGUGUAUGUGCAUGGUAUCCCGAAUUUCCGCAUAAAUGGAAGCCUCGAAAGUUUCGCCUGGUCAAUCCGACCGUGGAUCACCCAGCGUGGUUUGAUCGGGGCGAAAAGCACAACAUCGCAUCGAUCGAUAUAUGUAUGCAUUAUGUUGCUGUGUCAUACUGUUGGCCGCCGCGAGACGACAAGCCAAUUCCAAGAAGCUACACGGUUCGAGAUCUCGACGGGCGUGUUCGCGCUAGUCGUGCUCUUGAUGAUAUCUUGGAUCGUGCUGUCGAUUUCGCCAACUCGUGUGGCCUUCGCAUGAUCUGGAUCGACCAAGAGUGCCUUCCUCAACCGACUGAGGCCAGUGCAAAGGCAGAUUGGGACAUGCAGGAGCUUGGAAUACAGUCGAUGGACAUUGUGUACAAUAGGGCCAUGUACACGGCGGGCUUACUCGAUGUCGAAAUCACUUCACAGGAGCAGCUCGACGCAAUCCAGACUGUACUAAACGCCGAUCGGGUAAUGACACAAGGAACUAUGAGUCUUCGGUACUGUGAACAUAUCAUCCGUCUCCUUCAUGAAACCUGCCAAGACAGAUGGUACACCAGGGCGUGGGUCAUACAAGAGGCCAUUUGUGCAGGAAUGAAACUGGUACUAGCAUUUCGACACAGCCCUGGCCUAAUAUUCCCAUCAAAGUUCCGAUAUGGGUAUAAAUGUGAGGUGGAAGAUCGUCCAUACCAUUCGCUUGAUGACCAUGCGCGUGGACUUGACUCCACGCUUGCAUGUGUUUCCCUGACGGAAUUCUGGCGGAUCCUCAAGGUCAUGCGCAAUGUCCUCAUACGAGACUUUCAUACUGUAGGAUCAAUGCUUGUGAGCUCUGAGUACGCGCCAGCGGAAGCAUGGCCAGGCGCUCAAUCGGUGCUCCAAGCAGCGGAAGCUCUCCAUCCGAGAACGGUGAAAGCAAAUACACUUCAACAGGUUAUGAUGACUUAUAGCGAGGGCCAGUACGGCAAGCGACCUACGAUCAAUGCCGCAGGAGCCCUAACUCUACUGAAGCAUCGCGAAUGUUAUUUUCAGUCCGACAGACUCGCUAUAAUAGCGAACAUGUGCGACUAUGAUUUCCGGCUCGACACAAAAGCUGUUGGCAACAAUUGUCAUUCCCUACGCCUCGCUAUAUUGGCAUUAGCGUUGAACAAUGGCGACUUAUCUCUGCUUGCGCCCGAGGCAUAUCCACCACCAGAUGAAAUCUAUUCAGGUGAUGCUUACGCUGGUCAUGCAUCAAACUCGCUCUUGUUCCAGAGCUUUUUCCUGGAGGCUUCCCGGAUCGAGCACUGCCAAGUGCGCGACUUUCUCAACGUCAGGCUUCAAGGAGUCGUGCCUGGUAGCGUUACUCCGGAUGGACUACUUCUGAACGCAUAUCUGUGGUCUGUGAAUCACGAAGUUGACUUUACAAUCAUUCAAUCGACAUGGGCUGAUGCCUGGGAAUCACUAAGAUGCUGGAGAAUGUUCAUAGACCGUCAAAAGAGCGAGACAUGGGAACAAUACAAUGCACGGAAUGGGAUAAUUUUCCAAUGGUUCUCACAGCCAGGCGUAUCCGAACAAGCUUUAAAAGAUUUUCGAAAAUUCGGUCAUGUUCCAGAUGAUUCAGCUCUUUGGAAGGGCAUCGAUCAUCGCGGAGUACAAUUAAUACGAUACGUCGAUUGCUAUCGUGUGAAGCAAGUCCCAGCAAUGCAGGACCUUAUUGCCCGAAUAAUCUUCGAUAUUCUCAGAUACACCUUGAACGCGUUCGAUGAUAGAGCGUUGGCGAGGGGCCUAGCUACAAGUAUCUGGCAAUCUGUCCGAAUCGACCAAGUCCCAGGUUCAGAGGACCCACUGCCAGAUGAGGUUGGUGAUGCUCUUUUUGACCACGCUGACGUUCUGGAACGUCCAUUCGCCACUUUGCAGCUUGAAGAGACACUCGACAAAACUUUUGCGCAGUUAUGGUUUGUCGAUCGGAUCAUGGAGACGGGGAGGCUGUGGUGUGGAACAUACAUACCACCAAAUUCAAAAGACUCCGCCGCCUCGGGAGUCCAUCCCAGUCAUGAAUCUACAGCCGAGGUGAACUUGGAAGUAGGAAAGGGAUUCGAAAAAUCACCCGCAAAAGAGUCCAGGUCGAUCAUAAGGAAACAAAUUGUGCGGCAUAUGUUAUUUACACAGAUGCAAGCCACUACCGCGAUUGAAAAGCUACCUCUAAAUUGGAGGUGGCCAAUGAUUGUGCUUACCGAAGUGGCAGCAGACAGGGACUAUCAUUCCGCCUCUGGGGAAAGGCGACGCAAGGAAACCCUGCUGUCUACCUUCGACGUGGAUGGGCCAUGCCAAGUGGCUACACCAUACAAUCCAGACUGGGAGGUACUUCCGCGCCCAAAGCUUCGCAGCAUGAGAGUAUGCUGGGUCGUUGAGCAAAGAAAUCACGGUGGUGAGACGACUGUUGCAACUGUUGAGGCGAAGAAACCACUCUCAGGCACAUCGCUGGCUACGCCGCCCUCCUACCAUCCGGCCGGAGUAAAAGCAAAAGGAAAGAGUAGAGCGACUGAAUCCUUGCCAGAGGAGAAGUUCACUGAUAACGUUGAUAGUUCCGAAGCGACUGAGCGCUUCGGUAAUCAGGGUGUCAGUUUACAAGUACUUCGGAAGGUGAAAGGGUUGUGGCAGAUUAUGGAUCUUCCCUCCCAGGACUACUUGUUUAGUUAG